GAUUAUUUUUCGGAAGCACGUGCAGUAUCUUGCAGAAAAGAUGACAUUUAUUAGCUCACUUUUCUUCUGUAUGCUGAUGAAGAUCCUAACAGAUGCCCGAUCAAUCCAGGAUGGAGAUGAUGUCUACCAGAGAUCUGCAGCCUUGCCGUACUGGCCCUUCUCAUCCAACGAUUUCUGGUCCUAUGUGGAGUAUUUCCGAACCCUGGGAGCCUACAACAGGAUUGAAGAAAUGGCCAGAACCUUCUUUGCCCAGUUCCCUUCUGGGAGUCACCUUGGCUAUCACGUCCCCAACCACGAGCACUAACUGCUUCGCUCAUUUUUGCUAAAGCUGGUGAAAAGAUGUUUAAGCAAAUA
Messenger RNA from Phalacrocorax carbo (great cormorant), 354 nucleotides. The record is from RefSeq and is a predicted model, not a curated record. Lineage: Eukaryota; Metazoa; Chordata; Aves; Suliformes; Phalacrocoracidae.